Molecule: messenger RNA, 628 nt
Organism: Sorex fumeus (smoky shrew)
Lineage: Eukaryota; Metazoa; Chordata; Mammalia; Eulipotyphla; Soricidae
Gene: RNF24
Product: ring finger protein 24
Exons: 6
Coding region: 142-588 (148 amino acids)
Cellular component (GO): endomembrane system
Molecular function (GO): ubiquitin protein ligase activity; zinc ion binding
Source: RefSeq, a predicted model, not a curated record
ACUCGGCCGCCGCCGCCGUCUCCGCCGCGCUCGGGUCCGACGGACGCUCGCCGCCCGCGCCGCCCCGCCGCUGCCGCCCGGCGCGGACCCUCCCGCUCGCCUGCCGCCGCCGCCGCCGCCCCCGGCGCUCUCGGUUCAUCCAUGAGCUCGGAUUUUCCACAUUACAACUUCAGGAUGCCUAACAUUGGAUUCCAGAAUUUGCCUCUCAACAUAUAUAUUGUGGUUUUUGGGACUGCUAUAUUUGUCUUCAUCCUUAGUUUACUCUUCUGUUGCUACUUGAUUAGGCUAAGACAUCAAGCCCACAAAGAAUUUUAUGCCUAUAAGCAGGUUAUAUUGAAAGACAAAGUAAAAGAGCUGAAUUUACAUGAGCUCUGCGCGGUGUGUCUGGAAGACUUCAAGCCUCGCGAUGAGCUGGGGAUCUGCCCGUGUAAGCAUGCCUUCCACAGAAAGUGCCUUAUUAAGUGGCUGGAGGUGCGGAAAGUGUGUCCACUCUGCAACAUGCCGGUGCUGCAGCUGGCUGCGCUGCACAGUAAGCAGGAUCGCGGGCCCCCACAGGGGCCACUGCCCGGGGCUGAGAACAUUGUAUAGCGUGGCACAGCACCCAGCCAGGGCGGGGCUGCCACCACCC